This is a messenger RNA of Penicillium riverlandense, 309 nucleotides long. RefSeq lists its product as uncharacterized. The record is from RefSeq and is a predicted model, not a curated record. The coding region runs from base 1 to 309 and encodes 102 amino acids. NCBI's taxonomy places the organism in Eukaryota, Fungi, Ascomycota, Eurotiomycetes, Eurotiales, Aspergillaceae. The transcript has a single exon.
AUGUUCCACCGUCAUCGUCCGACCACCACUACAACGCGCACUACGAAGCCAACCUUCAUGACUCGCCUCAAGGGCCGCAAUGCUCGAACCCAAACAGUGAAGACUAAGACCACUACAACGCGCCAUGAGGGCCGACCAUCCAAGGGUCGCAAAUGGGGCAGACCUACGACGCAGCAACGUCGCCGCAGGGUGACAUUUGGCGAUAAAGUAUCGGGGGCUAUGCUUAAGUUGAAGGGCAGCCUGACCAAUCGUCCUGCAGUCAAAGUAAAUCUCUCCCUAGAGGAGACUCAAUCUGGAAAUUUCGACUGA